AACAUUUCCGACGUUUCUCAUGCAGGGCAUGGCAUGUUUUGAAACAUUAUAUCCUUCGGCAUUCCCAGUGCGAUACAUUAUUUUGGUGCCUUCAAAUUCGAUUCUAGAGUUUUUAUACCGUAAUGUUGUCCAACAGUACAGAUGAUGAUGCACACGACAAAUUGGUACAGGAAAAGUUGGUAUCGUUUUGUAAACUACUCGAUUCCAACUACAGACAAAUCAAACAGCUGAUCGGCCCGGAACGAGCGAAUGUGGACAAAACGUUGGUGAAAGCAUCCCGCUACGAGUUGUUGGAAAAGAGUGGCAUCAGUACAACCAGCAAAGUGUACACGGAGGAUCAGAUUGAGAAAAUACUAACCGAGUGCUUGAAUGAAAUCAACGAACGAUUGAUUGCAACUGGUAGAUUGGUCUCGACAUUGGAUGAUGACUACGAAAAGCUUCUUCAAUCCUAUCGUGAACUAGAUGAAGCUAGCCGCACACUGAACUGGUCCCGAACUGAUAGUCCACUAAUAUCCGGUACGAGUACACAAAAAGGACUCGAGUACUACCUUCAGGAAGGGUACUUAGCUGUGCAACAAUUAAAUCUGGUAGUUAUACAAGUAAAGUUCACUUUUAACGCCGUGGACAUGCUGGAUAAAGCGAGUAUUGAGCGAUUUCGGGACUGUCUCAAAAUGUCCGAAGAGUUGGAUGCUUACUUGCAAGAAUUUGUCGCUUAUACAGUUUUUAUAGUAAAAUAAUUUUGCAAUAAAUCGUGAAAAGGCCAGUAACAGUGGAAAACAAUUUUUUGUUCUGCAAAUAGCAGAAACUGAACUGCCGGGUGGUAAAAUUUUUCAACAUAAACUGUUAUGCACUGAUGAGUCAAAGACGAAACGUAAAGAAAAUUUAACAGUACUUACAUUCAAUCCUAGUGAAGAAACUCAUUGUUCAUGUAUUAUUUAAUGUAAUUCCUAAUUCAAUAUAACACUAUUUCCAGUGGAAACACACUCACUCACAAGAUCAAGGAAGUCAUCUUGAACCAAACAUGAAUAAUAUGGCAGAUAUCACUUAUCAAUUAGCUACCUUCAAAUAUAUCUCCAAAAAAAGUA
Molecule: messenger RNA, 1085 nt
Organism: Malaya genurostris
Lineage: Eukaryota; Metazoa; Arthropoda; Insecta; Diptera; Culicidae
Exons: 2
Coding region: 123-737 (204 amino acids)
Source: RefSeq, a predicted model, not a curated record